AGCCGGCGCGGCUCCGGGCCCCAGACAGUCCCCAGCCGCCGUCAUGGGCCGCGACACGCAAGCCGACCACGUUGCAGCAGUGCCAAGACAGGGUGUUUCAGAAAACGCGUGCCUUAUUUUUUCCCCGAAGGAAGAGGAAGUGGGUGCUCUGGCGAAGGUUCUCAAAAUAUUCGAGUCCAACGGCGUGAACCUGCUGCACAUCGAGUCGCGGUCCUCGGUUCGCUUCGCGGGCCAGUACGAGUUCAUGGUGGAGUGCGCCCCUGGUGGCAACCUGGCUGCGGCCAUAGAGAAGCUGCAGAGCAUCACCUCCUACCUGCAGAUCAUCACCAGGAACCACAAGGACAAUGCAGGUGCUGUUCCAUGGUUUCCGCGGAGAAUUCGAGACUUGGACAAAUUUGCUAACCAGAUCCUGUCGUACGGCUCAGAACUAGAUGCUGAUCAUCCAGGUUUUACAGACCCUGUGUAUCGAGAUCGCAGGAAGUACUUUGCAGACAUCGCCAUCAAUUACAGGCAUGGUCAGCCCCUGCCUCACGUCGACUACACCGAGGAAGAGGUCGACACGUGGGGGAAGGUGUACAGGCAGCUGACGGAGCUCUUCCCUUCACAUGCCUGCCGCGAGUUCAACCAUGCCUUCCCGCUGCUCGUCGAGAACUGUGGCUUCAGGGAAGACAACAUCCCGCAGCUGCAAGACGUCUCCAACUUCCUGAGAGACUGCACGGGCUUCACGCUGCGGCCGGUGGCGGGGCUGCUGUCGUCCCGGGACUUCCUGGCGGGACUGGCGUUCCGCGUGUUCCACUCGACGCAGUACAUCCGCCACCCCAGCACGCCGUACUACACCCCGGAGCCCGACGUGUGCCACGAGCUGCUGGGCCAUGUGCCGCUCUUCGCCGACCCGGCGUUCGCGCGGUUCUCCCAGGAGAUCGGGCUGGCCUCUCUGGGCGCACCCGACGACUACAUCGAGAAGCUGGCCACGUGCUACUGGUUCACGGUGGAGUUCGGGCUGUGCAGACAGGAAGGACAGCUCAAGGCUUACGGCGCAGGGCUGCUGUCCUCUUUCGGCGAGCUGCAGUACUCUCUGAGCGACAAGCCCGAGCUCAGGCCCUUCGACCCCGCCAAGACGGCGCUGCAGAAGUACCCCAUAACCGAGUACCAGCCCGUCUACUACGUGGCCGAGAGCUUCGAGGAUGCCAAGGAGAAACUAUCGAAGUUCGCCCAGACGAUCCCCAGGCCGUUCGGGGUGCGCUACAACGCCUACACGCAGAGCAUCGAGCUGCUCGACUCGGCGCCGCAGAUAGAGCGGCUGUGUCGCGAGGUCGGCCACGAGCUGCGCAGCGCUUGCGAGGCCAUGCGCAGGGUCUGCUGAGCGCGCCACCGUCGCCGCCAUAGACUCGUGAUUACAUAGACGGAUCUCGUCCUCCGACGCUGGCUCACGGUCUGCCGAAAUGAGCGGAUGCAACCAAAGAAAAUUUGUGUUUGUUAACAAAUGUACUCCAAUGGACACACACUUUUGUUAAAUUUUUUAAAUUUUUUUUUGCCGCAGUUUAUACUUUAAUAUAUCUCUAAUAGCCACAAAAUAUCAAAUAUGUUAUAUAUUUAAGCCGGGACAUACAAAGUAAUACAUAUUCUUUUGUUUUAACCUCGACAAUGUGCCAGCUGCAUACGCCGUGACACACGUAUUAUCACAGUUGUAUUUUCAACCAAGCCUUUCAAUGUUGGCCUUUCAAUGUUGGCCUUUCAAUUGUUUACUGUCCAGCUCGUGCGAACGUUCUAUAUUAUUAUUUAGUCUAUGGUUAAAUUCGUUUGGCAUUUGGUAAUUUGCAUUUUACGUUUUGCUUUUAGUAGCUCCCCAAUGAAACACUUUGAUCGUCUAAAUUUUGCAACUUCCGUUGCUUCUGAGCUAAUACAGCUUAAGUGCUAAAUAAAAUUUAAAUUAUUACUACAAAUUAAGUGCACCUUAUUAUCUUGAUUAUAUCUUUAGUAUAGCCUAAAAUAAACAAAAAAUAAAAAUAAAUAUUUAUAUAUGUGCGUAUCAUAAAUAAAAAAUUAUGAUUACUUUACAAAUAUCGUACCAUAUGUAUAAAAUAGCUUUUAUGGUGGCAUUACUUUCAUCUAUUAUAAUGACGUAGUUAUUCAUCCAACUCUUGUAAGAGGUUAAAAUACUUUUGCGGUAAAUUUAUAUUUUGUAAGAUUUGAAGCUGACAAAACGGAAAAUGCAAAUUACAACAAAGGUCACAGAUUUUCUCGGCAAAAUUUGAUCACGUGGCCUUUCUGUGUACAAAAAAAUGUCAAUUGAAAAAGGCCUAAAGCCAAAACCAGACUACAUUAAAAGUCUGUCUGUUAGAUGUUAAACAUCUUGCUUAAUGUAUAGUGCACAUAUUGUAAAUAAAUGUUCUAAUUUAUUAAAAAAAAAAAAAAAAAAUUGUU
Messenger RNA from Bacillus rossius redtenbacheri, 2424 nucleotides. RefSeq names its product protein henna-like. The record is from RefSeq and is a predicted model, not a curated record. Gene Ontology annotation, biological process: L-phenylalanine catabolic process; L-tyrosine biosynthetic process. Lineage: Eukaryota; Metazoa; Arthropoda; Insecta; Phasmatodea; Bacillidae. Gene Ontology annotation, molecular function: phenylalanine 4-monooxygenase activity; iron ion binding. The transcript has 8 exons. The coding region runs from base 44 to 1363 and encodes 439 amino acids.